ACGUUCGAUUCAAUUUCUUAUUUAUUUUUUUCAUCACAUAAUAAUAAUAUCAGUAAAUUUCUACAAAAAUCAACAAUUUUUUCUUCAGAUUUCUUUGCAAUUUCAUGAUACAUAUUAUACAGGAUUUAUACAAAUCAAUAUACUGAAAUAUACAUCUGAUAUUGUAGAGUUUUCAAGUGCCAGGAAGUGAGCUAUGGGUUACAAAAAAGGAGGAAGAUUCAUGCCGGAAGAGGAGAACGGCGUCGGUGCUACACUGAGAGAUGCUUUGUUAUUUACUACUAUGUGUAUUAUUGGGCUACCGGUUAAUGUUUACAUCAAAGAUGGUGGUGUUUAUUCGGGUAUUUUUCACACUGCUUGUGUAGAUGAUGAAUAUGCUAUUGUUUUGAAGAGGGCGAAGAUGAUUAAGAAGGGUAGUCGAGAGGCGAAUGUAGCACGUGGAAGUUUGAUAGAGACACUCGUUAUUCUGUCUGAAGAUCUUGUCCAAGUUGUCGCAAAGGGGGUUAUGCUAUCUGCUGAUAGUAUUCAAGGACAUUUAGAUGGGGAUAAUGCAAGAACUGUUUGUAGCAAUAUAACUUAUCCUGAAUACACCAAAAAGGAGAUGAAAGCAACAAAGUCCAAGGUGUCUACCGUGGAUGGAGAGAAAGCUAGUAAAGAAAGAUAUGUCCGAAAUGGCUUAAUCAGUAAGCAAAGUGAUCGCAGAGAGAGCCAUGAGUCUCUAAGGGAGAGAACUAUCCUUGAAGUUCAAGGCUCAAGUUCAAAUGUGGAUGUUUCUGUUACUCAAGCAAGUCACCUUGAGGAUGUUACCUUCAUAAAAAACUUGGAGUUGUCAUCAAAUGGAAUAUCUAAUGGUAGUCCUCCUCUUUCCUCAACCAAACUUGAUGAUCCGAAUAAUGAUAGGCACAGUCAUGAGCAGCAGACUCUAGGCAAAACUCCUUGUUUGGGCCCUACUUCCUCUGGUGCUCCAAUCACCUCAGUCUCAUGCGUCAGCUCAUCAUCAGCUCCAGCUGAUUUGGUGCCUUCACGAGGUUCAAUUCAUAAUGUUAGUACAAAGGAAUCUAAGCUCAACCCUGGGGCAAAGAUAUUUUCUCCAUCGACUUUGCAGCAUAGAACUGUUACACCUCCUGUGGUGCCAACGAUGGCUUACGUGCCAGAUUCCUGUCCUGUAGUACCUAUUGUUACAGCAGAGCCUGAAGUUGAAAUUACCCCCUUUGCUCCUCAUUCAUCUGUGCCUGUCAAGUUUGUCCCAUAUAAUAACUUGGCAGCUGGGAAUGGUGGCUUGGAUGUACAGUAUGCUCAACCGACAAUUGGAUACAUGGGAAGCAGGACUCAGCCGGCAAGGUAUGGCAGUCAGUAUCAUCACCUUCAGGCUGCAACUGGUUAUGUGCAUCCAAAUUCUCAAAAUGUUAUGGUUGGACGGUUGGGACCACUUGUUUAUAUGCAUCAUCCUGUUUCUCAUGACAUUGUUCAGAGUGCAGCGGGGUUCCCUCAAGUAUCCACACGUCCUCUAUUAAUUCCACAUCAGGUCCAUCCUCCUAAGCAUCAAGGAAGUACAGCGCCACAAGCACUGCAGUUGUAUAUGGCUCCCCCAGUUAUAACAGGGCUACAACAACCAUUCACUAUCCCAAGCAUUCCUAUUACACAGGCGUCUUUUCCUGUUAUGCGGCCUAUGCAAUUCCCAGUACCUAACGGUUUUGUGCCUAACAAGUUUGCGUGAAUAUACUUCUGUAGUUGAAAUGAUGCCUGCCUAUUGAGAUUCCUUUUUCGUUUCUUCUCAAUGUCUGGCAGCAUGAUUCUUUUCUAAAGUUUUCGAUCUUGUAGUAUGAGCAGGUUAUUCUUUGUUAGGGAGAGGCAUUAACAUUGUAUAUUUAUUGAGUUACGCAUGAAGUUGUUUUUGUUUGGAGGUAGAGGAAGAGUUAACUGGGGCGGUUCUUGUUUUGGUUGUGAUAUCCAAAGGAGAUAGAUUUUCCGUUUUGAACUGCAGCAACACAAAUUUUUGGGCGUCGAAAAGUUGCACUUUUUGUAUGAUACACUAAGCUUGAAACUAAUAGCUUUGUUAUAGCUCUUUAAGUUUGAUGCAUUAAGCUAAUGUGGAUUUGGUUUAUCAAAAACUAUCAUAUAUUGAACUAUUUAUUGUAAGA
Solanum pennellii is the source of this 2138-nucleotide messenger RNA. RefSeq lists its product as uncharacterized. The transcript has 11 exons. The record is from RefSeq and is a predicted model, not a curated record. Lineage: Eukaryota; Viridiplantae; Streptophyta; Magnoliopsida; Solanales; Solanaceae. Gene Ontology annotation, cellular component: cytoplasmic stress granule. Bases 194 to 1714 code for a protein of 506 amino acids. Gene Ontology annotation, molecular function: RNA binding. Gene Ontology annotation, biological process: cytoplasmic stress granule assembly.